Cuscuta europaea is the source of this 841-nucleotide messenger RNA. Lineage: Eukaryota; Viridiplantae; Streptophyta; Magnoliopsida; Solanales; Convolvulaceae. The record is from the annotation of a GenBank genome assembly.
GGACAGCGAUUGCACCUGAGCUCCAGCCACCAGGAAAUGGCGAGCAUCCUACAACGGUUAGCGACUCAACCAUGUCAGACCUAUCGGUUCAAUCUGACUUCACUUUCGAGGGCCUUCUCUGCAUCCUCGGACUCACUUGUGGAGAUCCAGCGUGGAGAGGUCGGGAUGGUUUCUGGUAUACCCCAAGAACACCUUCGUAGGAGGGUAGUUAUUUUCUCACCUGCUCGGACUGCUACUCAACAAGGAUCAGGAAAAGUUGGAAGAUGGAAAAUCAACUUUUUAUCUACUCAAAAAUGGGAAAAUCCAUUGAUGGGCUGGACUUCCACUGGGGACCCAUAUGCCAAUGUUGGUGAUGCUGCAUUGAACUUCGAUAGUGAAGAAGCUGCAAAAGCUUUUGCUGCAAGACAUGGAUGGGAUUACACGGUCAAGACACGUCAUACACCACUGUUAAAGGUUAAAUCAUAUGCGGACAAUUUCAAGUGGAAAGGCCCUCCCAAGACAGAGGGAUAAAUUAGUUUCUUCCAUCUUUCUAAAACCAGAGUGGUUGAUAGACGCGCUGCUUAACUCUCUUGCAAUCAUGUUGCUUGACUUGUGGAGUUUUGUGUUUUAUGUUCGCAAAAAACUGUGUCAGCCUGUAUUUCUUGGAAAUUUGGAAUUAUUAAUAAAUCUUACAUACCAAACCUUCGUAUUUGUAUGUGUUACUUUAUGAAUCAAUCUAUUGGAAUUAUCUCUUCACUGCAAAUUAGAAAAUGUAUGGUAGUCAUAAGCUCAUAAUCAACUUAUGUUAUGCUUAUUAGCAGAAUAAGUAUUGUUCGGUAAUUAAGCAAGUAAUUUGAUUGUA